Trichoplax adhaerens is the source of this 735-nucleotide messenger RNA. RefSeq lists its product as hypothetical. The record is from RefSeq and is a predicted model, not a curated record. Gene Ontology annotation, biological process: cilium assembly; microtubule anchoring. The transcript is spliced from 6 exons. Gene Ontology annotation, cellular component: motile cilium; ciliary basal body; centrosome. The coding region runs from base 1 to 510 and encodes 169 amino acids. Gene Ontology annotation, molecular function: protein binding. Lineage: Eukaryota; Metazoa; Placozoa; Uniplacotomia; Trichoplacea; Trichoplacidae.
AUGGCAAACGUGGACGAGUUGACGAAUGUGGUGAAGGACACGCUGGUGAAUCGAGGUGUUUUAGGCCAAUUAAAAGCAAGGAUAAGAGCAGAAGUCUACAAAGCUUUAGACAAUCAGGAGGUACCAAAGCCAAAGCUGCCUGCCGAAAAUGUUUUAAUAAACGAAUUAAUCAGGGAAUAUCUGGAAUAUAAUAACUACAAGUACACCGAAUCGGUGCUGAUAGCUGAAUCUGAUCAGCCGCAAAAAUCACUAGGUAGAAGUUUCGUUAUGGAUGAACUAAAUAUUGCUCAGGAUAUGCUCGAACCUAGCGGUAGAAUGCCUUUGUUGUACAACAUUAUAUCUUAUUUUAUGAAAGUAAAACCGUUUCAUGAACACUCAACCGAUGAAGGAGUUUUAGGAAAUAGACAGAAUGCUUAUAAAAUCCUAGGAGGUCAAACGAGAGAUGAAACCUCAUCGGAUCUUCAUUCUUUCAGUCGCUUAGGGCCUUCCACUAUAAGUAAUAAUAAUUAGGGGUAACCAGCAUUGUUAGAUUGAUAAUACGAAUAAGUAAAUGUAAAAAUUGUUAUACUGUUGUACAUUUUUAAGCUUUUCGUGACGCACUUCUCAUUUGUUUGAGUUUUGGUCAUUACAUGUACAUGUACAUUCCCUGAUAUUAUUCAAGUUCUAGACACAAUUAUACGUGUGUCGUUAUAGUAAAUACCUAGAAUGUGCGCGAAUAUGUACCUAAAAGUUUGC